AUGAAGACUGAAUCUAUUCCUAGAAAAAGGAGAUCGCGCAGGAGACGCAGUGGAGGAAGUGAUUCAGUAGAGAGUACUCUUGAGAAGUGGAAGGAGUACAAUAAACAGCAACAACAACUAAUCCUAAUCAGUGAAAGAGAUGAGGUUGAAGUAAUUCACAAGGUUCCUAAAGGAUCGAAAAGAGGGUGUAUGAAAGGCAAAGGUGGACCACAGAAUUAUGAUUGCAAGUUCAGGGGUGUGAGGCAGAGGAUUUCGGGCAAAUGGGUUGCGGAAAUCCGCAAACCUAUCAAUAGCAAGCGUGUUGGUGAAGAAGCAAACAGGCUUUGGCUUGGAACCUUUUCUACUGCACUUGAAGCUGCUCUUGCUUAUGAUGAAGCAGCAAGGACCAUGUAUGGCCCUGGCGCUCGUUUGAACUUCCCUCAGCAUCAUGGCAUAGAAUUAGUAGGUUCUAAUGGAUCAUCUACUAAUCCAGUAUUUGAUCAGAAAUCACCAAGUGAAACCUAUAUAGAUACUUUGAAUGGUGGUGAUGUUGCAAAAGUUGACGGGUUGGAGGGGAAUCUUGAUAUGGGUCUCGAAGAACAACUCAAGUUUUCUGAGGCAAAUGAAUUAUUGGAGAUGGAAUGUGAGGGAGGAAUUCUUCAAGGGCCAUUUAAGUAUGUAAAGGACGAAGUUACUGGAGGAAGUGAAGGACUAGAAGGAGAGUUAGAGGAGGUUUUGAAGAACUCUGGUUUAGUCGAAGAGUGUAAUAAUUACAUGCUAGAGGAUUCGAUGUGCAUUGCUAUGAAUACAGGAGCUGAUUAUAACUCUUGUGAUGCUGCUGAACAGGGGAUUAUGGAGAAGAGUGGAGUGGAAAAUUAUAAAUCCUGUAAUGAGUUGAGCUGCACAAACCAUUGCUUUGAAGAGUGA
This is a messenger RNA of Arachis stenosperma, 906 nucleotides long. Its product is annotated as dehydration-responsive element-binding protein 2A-like. Gene Ontology annotation, biological process: positive regulation of DNA-templated transcription; response to stress. Gene Ontology annotation, cellular component: nucleus. The transcript is spliced from 2 exons. The coding region runs from base 1 to 906 and encodes 301 amino acids. NCBI's taxonomy places the organism in Eukaryota, Viridiplantae, Streptophyta, Magnoliopsida, Fabales, Fabaceae. Gene Ontology annotation, molecular function: DNA-binding transcription factor activity; transcription cis-regulatory region binding. The record is from RefSeq and is a predicted model, not a curated record.